Messenger RNA from Trematomus bernacchii (emerald rockcod), 1701 nucleotides. RefSeq names its product cerebellin 12 (gene cbln12). Gene Ontology annotation, cellular component: glutamatergic synapse; synaptic cleft. Gene Ontology annotation, molecular function: protein binding. The coding region runs from base 601 to 1200 and encodes 199 amino acids. The transcript is spliced from 4 exons. NCBI's taxonomy places the organism in Eukaryota, Metazoa, Chordata, Actinopteri, Perciformes, Nototheniidae. The record is from RefSeq and is a predicted model, not a curated record.
AGAGCAUACUGUGGCUUGGUUACGAUCACACUGACUGCCGUGCUGAGAGAUAAUAUGUUAGAGGAGCCAGAGAACGUGGAUUUCUUGACCAUAUAACAACUGUUUUUCACCUGGUAUGGAAUACAAGACUAUUCGGAAGGAAACAGCUACAUAUCUUCUGCCUUCUUGUCAGGUUUUCUUUUUGCCAAAGAAAUCAACUUGAAAAUACCGAUUCAAGAAUUUUGUUGUGAUUGUCAUUCUGGCCCCUGCUGACACAGCACGUAGGACACUGAACACAAUUGGGAUUUCGGCUGGGCAAACAAGUAAACUCAGAAGACAAGACAGAAAGGGAGUGAUUGACAGCUAUGGCCAGGGAGGAAUUCUAAAUAUUUUUCCUGAAUAUAAUUUUUUUGUGAGACACAUCCGCUGCUUCUACUGCUGCGUAGGUGCAUAUUAAUGUACUUCAGACAAAAUUACAUAAGAGUUUAAACUUUGGAACAUUUUACCACACACUUUUUCUUUCACUGUAGCAUGUUUGUUUUCAUUCCAAGUUGUCCAAAGUGACACAUCCCUACAGUAGAAUCAAUCAGAGAUAUUGGAGUAAACACGCCAGGUUCAGUCAUGCACAGCAGGUCGGUCACCUUUGACCUCUCCAUGCUGUUGGGGGUGUUGCUGUUGUGGGGGCCGAUGGAGUCCAAGGGUCAGAAUGACACAGAGCCCAUCAUCCUGGAGGGGAAGUGCCUGGUGGUGUGCGACUCCACUCCUUCAUCCGAGCCCUCCGGGAACGCCCUGGGCAUGUCGGUGCGCUCCGGCUCCGGGAGGGUGGCCUUCUCCGCCAGCCGCCAGACCAACCACGAGCCCACAGACAUGAGCAACCGCACCAUGAUCAUCUACUUUGAUAAUAUUUUGGUGAACGUGGGCAAUCAUUUUGACCAGGAGAGCAGUGUGUUCCUGGCGCCAAGAAGGGGCGUGUACAGCUUCAACUUCCAUGUUGUAAAGGCCUACAAUAGACAAACUAUUCAGGUCAGCUUGAUGUUGAACGGCUGGCCUAUGAUUUCAGCUUUCGCCGGAGACCAGGAUGUGACCAGAGAAGCCGCCACUAACGCCGGCCUGGUGAUAAUGGAGAAGGGGGACAAGGUUUACCUCAGAUUGGAGAGAGGAAACCUGAUGGGAGGCUGGAAGUACUCCACUUUCUCCGGGUUUCUGGUGUUCCCCCUGUGAUGUGUUAGAAAGGUGAUGGAAAGGGAAUCGGAGGUCGCAGUUGUGAGAAAGAAGCAGAAAAAAAAAAAAUUGAUUGAAGAAAUGGAAGGCUUCAAUCUGAAACUCUCGGAAAGAUGUGUUUUAUGCAAAAACAAGAUGAAGAUUGUGCAAAUUAAGAUAAUUCUCACUUGAGACCAAAAUAAAAGAAGGAUCAGAGGUUAAAACAUGAUUCAUUUUGCACUGUUUCUGUGUAUACAUAUUUGUUCGGUUAUAAGAGAUUCAAUUAUAAAAUAGCCAAUGCGCAAAGUGUGCUUCUCUGCUAAAAUUAUAUUUUAUUGUAUAAGUGUUUGCAACAUUGCUGUGCUCCACAUGGCAUCCUGUCUAGUUUACAAAUGUGCCCUUUGCUCUGUUGUGUUUUAUGACUGAUGCUCCUCUAUAUGCCUGUUAGUCUCCUGCAAAAUGUUCAUUUAUAUUUCUUUUAAAGAGAAAAUAUUGAAAUAAAAUCCUAUAAUAUUGGCUCAA